UUAUCGUCUAAACGGGGCCUAAUAUCGGGAAUUUGAUUAUAUUAUAACAUUCAUGGAUGUCUUUUCGCCUAAGAGGGUAAGUAAAAGGCCUUUUACAAUAUGUGUUUGUACGAAUAAUACUUCAGUUGAGUCCAAUCUUUCUGUCACCUGACAACGAACACAAAUAAUGUUGAAUUAUUAGUUUUCUUUCUUUGACACACUAAUUUUUAUCUGUAGAUAUUCAUUGCAGACUGUCAGACUGUCCUUUAAAAAAAUAAAACUAACAAAAAUUUGUCCUAUGAUGAGAUUUAGUAACAGAUAUCGUAAGAUAUUUUAACAAUCGCUAUCAUUUCUGAAAUUGAAUUUUUUUAAAUAUUUUCAACUGAUGUGAAAUUUUGAGCGAUCUUUGCCGUAAGUUGUUAUUUACUCAAAUUCCUCUUACAGAAGUUGAGAAUGGUAAUGUGAACACAUUUUAAAUGUUUUAAAAUGAUUUCUUAAUUGAAUUACAAAAACUUUGUAGUUCGGGAAGAGGCAUUUUGAAGCAAUUAAUUUAAGGGCCAAAUAUUCUUAGCUGAAAAAUACUUGACAAUUAAGCUUAUUCCGUGCCAUGUCAUUUUAAAAGGCAUGUUUGAAUUCCUGCAUAAAUGAAGAUGUUAAUAACAUUAGCAGAAAUCAAAUUGUAGUUUGACUGGUUCAGGUUACUAACUAUCAAUUAAUGGUUUAAAAUGCUUUGUCCAAAUAAAAUGACAGUUUAUUUAGAGACAUGACAGCUAAAAUGGCAUGUUUUACCUUCUUUGUGGAUGGAGAGAUGUAACAUUUGCAUAAAUCAAAGUUUGGUUUGAUACAUUUGCCACAGUACUUUUGACUCCUUUUUAAAUGGACUUAAGGAUUUGGCCAGUAGAGAUCGCUGAACUAGAAAGGUCUGCCUGCAUUUGUACCAUACUUCAGUUAUUGUGAAUUAAGAUUUAUUAUCCUCAAUGACAAAGGAUAAAAAGUGAAAUAUUCUUAAUGAUACUUUUUUCUGCAAGCUCAGAAUGAUUUUGGACAGUUCAUAUAAAUUGCAGUUCUCAUUUUUAGCUAAGAAACACAGGAAUUUGUCAGGCUUAACUAAAGGGGUAGCUAAAUUAGGAGGUAUUUUUCUCUUAGCAGGGAAAUCCUACCAUAUCUGGUGUGUAAUAAACGCAUUCAGGUGGUAUCAGAAAGUACUUCUUUGAAUGAAAAUUGAAAAUUGGCAGAUGCAACAUUCUUAAUAAUUUUGUUUUAUGAUAUGAAUAACUGCAAAGAAUUCUCCUUCUUAUCUAAACUUAAUUCAUUUAAACUUACCUUAUUUUCAUGUACUCUGAUAAGGGGCUAGUACUCGAAACAUCAGGGUGGGUGGGCUAAUAAGCUCCAGUACAGACUAUUUUUUUUACUUUACGCAUAGGAAAGUUAGUGGAUUGCAGCAGCUAAACGAGUGGACUGAUAUUCUGUUACAUGAUUUGCACUCUUCUGCACCUUCUGAUAAAAAUUCCUUUGAAUCUAAUUCACACAAAGAGGACAAUUUAAAGAAAAACAAGGACAUGGCUAAGGUACUGGUAAAUUAAAUGUAAUUAUAAACUAUUAAAUAUUUUAAAACAUUUCACUAAAUUUAUGAAAUUUAUACCUGUUAACCCAUUGACCCCUAAGAGUGAUAAGUAUUUAAUUUCUCCUUACAAUAUCACCUUUGAAUCACAUAUUAAGGUCAUGAAAAGGAAAGAAAUGAUCACCAACAAAAGAAGCUCUUGAUUGUUAAACAAAUUCUCUUUGUCAGCACCUUAAGAAAUCUGUAAAGAACAGUAUGGAGAAAUCGAAUAAGCAUACUGAUGUUAAGGUGUAAAGGGUUAUUGUAAGAGUUUGAAUAUUUUGAUUCCAAUUAUAGAGUACUAGAACUCAGGUUUAAUUCUAAAUAACUUCUAAAUUUAAAAUCAUUGUUAACAUGAACAUGAUUGUUAUCAAUUUUUUAAAUUAAUUCUCUGGUGUUGCAACUCAAAUUGGUAAAUUAUUGUUCCCUUUGUAUCAGAUUAUGAUAAAUCUAAGACCAAGAAUAAAAAAAGAUAAACUCUGGUUUGGACAAGUUUAAACUAAGAUAAAUUUUGAACUAUAAAAGAUAUGAUUCAUUUCAAGUGAAUCCAUUUGGAAGUCCACCCUAAAAAGGAGGAAUGUUAAUAAGCUGGCAUAAACAGUGUCACUGUCUAACUUUCACACAUUUGAAAAUUUGGUAUUUUCUCACUUGAUAUCAAAAAAAAACCUUGCUUUUUCUUUUAUACUAAAGAUUUUCUCUAUCUUUGAUCUUUGCCGUCCAUUUUGUGUGCACUUGGUCUCCUUCUCCUCUGAAUAAUCUGUUUAUAAUUAAAAUAACCCACCCUUUUAAUUAGGAUGAAACAACACUCUUUCUGUUCUUUAUUCUGUUCACUAAUUUGUUUGAGAGUAACUCUGUCUGUUUUUUUACUCCUGAGUAGUCAUCAUCUGAUGGUGAAAAUAACAGGAACUUUGCUGGUUAUAACAUGCUGUUAGUUGAUCUCCCUCCUUCUCUUGCUUCUUCUGAUGCUGCUGAUGGUUCAAACCUUAAUCUGGUAACAUUUCUUACUUCUUUCUGUCGAUUCUCUUGCUAAUUAUCUUCCUUAUUCAUAGUCUCUGGAUAUAAACUGCUUGCCAUUUGGGUCGAGUUCAUGUUGGUUCCCUUCCUUGCUCUGAGGCUUUUUCUCUAGGUCCUCUGGUUUUCCUCCCUCCUCCCUCCACAAAAAGCAGCAUUCCUAUUCCAAUUCAAUCUGGAAACAGUGCAUGGACAAGAGGCAUCACCUUGUGGAAUUUCCACUUUUAAAUUCCAAUCACUCUUCAUUGUUUUAAGGAUCAUCUCUCCAUCUUGACAGGUUAUACAUCAAUACCAACCCUACUGUCCUAGUGCAAAAUGGUUAGGCGGCUGAUUGCAAUAUUCUCAACUCCUACCACAGAAAAUGAAUCUGCCAAUCUGCCAAUCUGCCAAUCUCCCAAUGAAGUUGACUAAUGUCCUCUAGAUAAGAAUUAGUUGGGACAUUUUUUCAUAGAAGUGGGAGAAUCAAUUAAAUAUUUAAUUCUCCAUUCAAUUGUAAGUGGAUUUUCUUUACUGGGAUAGUUUUACUUAAAAGGAUGUGAAAAUGGGAGAUUGGAAAAAUCAUGGUUUCUGAAAAGUGUGUUCUGUGAGUCACAUUCCUGAGUGACAAAUGCUCUCAAAAUUAAGAUUCCAACACUGUACAUUAAAAAAUGUCUGUUUAAAUUAGAUUUUGAAUUCUUAAACAGGAAAUCAAACAGGGGAGGCGGGCUGCACAGAUUACCCAACCUCAACAGGAUGCUGAGGAGGAUAUUUUAGAUGCAGCUCUUGGAGACAUAGCAACUGAAAGUAAUAAUGCAUUUGCUGCCAUAGAAAAUGAUCAGGUUUGUCAACACAGAACUUUAAGACUGAUAUAAACUAAUAAACGAGCAUUUGAGGUGGGGGGACCACUUAAGGCAACUUUGCACCAUCACUUAAAUUUAUAUUCUGGAUGUUUUCUUUUUUUAGCCUCCACCAAAACCAUCUAGAAGACAGGGAGGCUGGGCAGAUGACACACCCAAAGAGAAGAAAAAAGGGUCAGGAGAAGUCAUUUUGUUUACAGUUUAUAAGCUAGUUGUCAUCUGAGUUUCAAUGAAAUAAGACGGACAUCGGAAUGUAGUGUUCGAGAUCGGACAGUAGGGUCUGAAACUGGAUGGUAGAGUCCGAAAUUGGACAGUGAGGCUGAAAUUGGAGUGGAGUGCGAAAUUGGAUGGUAGUGUCUGAAUUCAGCCAAUGGCGUCUGGAAUAGGAAGGUAGUGAAAUAAAUCGGACGGCAGUGGCGGAAAUCGGACGAUAGUGUCCGAAAUCGGACGAUAGUGUCCGAAAUCGGACGAUAGUGUCCGAAAUCAGACGGCAGUGCCCUGAUUCAUACGGUAGUGUCCGAAACUAGACGAUUCUGUUCGAGAUCGGACGGAAGUAUCCGAAAGCGGAAGGCAACGCCCGAAGUAAUGGAAAGAGUUGUUAAUCCGACGGGAGCUUUGCGAAAUCAGACGGAAACGUUUCACGUCUGACAUAGCUGUUUGAAAUUAGACUCUAAUAUAUGAAGCAUUUCCAAUAAACUUUCCAUCAAUGUCAUACAUCAAUGUCAAAAAACUGGUUUCAUUCAUUGAGUGAGGUUGGCAGUGUUAGGAGUUUGCAUCUUUUACACCUCCAUUAGAAAUCCAUCUAUGGCAUAUUAAGGUGAACAUUGUAACCAGCUCUUGUCAGCAUCGGGCCGUUCGAUGUGCUUUGGCGGAAUUUAAAACUCACUGAAUCUGAAUAAAAGUAUCAUUGAUGUCAACGCAGGUCGCCAAACUAAUGACUUUCGCUGGAAAUUUAGUCGCCAAAAUUAUUUUUUACUCGUCUUGGCAGAACAGUCGCAGCUUGGAGAGCUUGAUUUACAGAAGCUCAUCGAUUGCUUUUUUUUGUAUUUGACAGGAGAAGAGACGUGGAAACCUUCCAAGAAGAAGAGUAAGCUUUUACAGUAUUUUUUUUUGAAAAACGAAGGCUCCCAAGUAAUUCACAUUUCACUAAAAAUAAAAUAUUUUGUUUUUCUUGUGUAGUGAAAGACUCAAAAUUGAUAACUCAGUUACGCAAGAUGAGGAUGAUGGUGGUGAGAAGAUAAAUAACUUUGUCAAAUUUGAUCGUAUUUUACUGAAACACUCAUAGGCUGGACAAUCAUAUAGCUCUUAUCUGGUUUCUUUGUAUCUUAUUCCAGGCGUUCAGUUGGUAAAACGAAGCGCUAUAAUAUUCACCUUCGAGCAGCUUGAAGAGACUAAAUGGCGCGCCAAGAGUUUUUUUUUUCAUUUCGUUUCUCGGUUCAUUGACAGACGUUAACUGAUGUCUUUUGGUUUUUGUGUAAUGUGUACGAAAUGGCGCGCCAAAUGUUUUUAAAUUUUCUUCCUUUUUUCGGUACAUUGACAGACGUGAACUAAUUUUUUUUUUUUGGUUUGUGCGUGAUGUGUACUAAAGUAAUUAUUCACUUCAAUUUUGGUGACAGUGAUGGUUAUUUACCUCGCUGCUCCGUGGCUUAGUAAAAAGUAUCUUUCCACUUCCAUUUCGGCGAAUAAUUGUCUACUAUCUCGAUGGUUACUGGAUUUGGUGGUCUAUGAAGAUAAACCGUUUUAUUCAUGAGCACGGAACUCUCACAGUGAAAGAAAGAAAAUACUUCUACUUUCCAGUAUUUAUACAAAAUUGGAUUUCUUUUCCUCAGAUAUUCCUGUCAUCCCAGACUUAGAGGAUGUACAAGAAGAGGACAUGAUGACACAGAUUGCAGCCCCACCCAGGUGGGAUGUUACUCUACCCACGGAAGGGGGGGGGGUGGGGUAGACAAAUAUUCCUGUGAUCCCAGACUUGGAGUAUGUACAAGAAGAGGACAUGAUGACACAGAUUGCAGCCCCACCCAGGUGGGAUGUUGCUUUACCCAUGGGGGGGGUUGCAGGAAUUUCCAAAGAGUGGCCCUAGCAUUCUUUGUUUUGAUUAAGGGGCAUACCACGAUUUUCUUUCUUUUUUUUUUUUUUUUUCGGGGGGGGAGGGAUGGGGGCCAACUGCACCUUGGAAUUCCAUCCUCUAAAUUAGACCCUUGCCCUUGACCUCUAUUAACGCUGUUACUCUCCGGAAUGAUCAAAGAGUAAUUUCUUCUCACGAUAUCGAUACAUUGUUGCACAGAUAGGAGAUGGGAAGGAUGAAAAAUAUCAAUCAGGAUAUAGAUUGAUUUAACAUUUAAUUCUUAGAGCAAAAAAUAUAAGAAAUAUGGAUAGACAAUGCUGAUAAUUUACAUGUAGAUCUUGGGAAUGAAAGGGUUGUGUUGGCCCUUUUAUUCUUAAAACGUCCGUGAAACUUGUGAGGUUAACUGAAUUCUUUGUGAGGGAAAUAGGAGUCGUUUCAAAGGAAACUCUUUGAAACAAAAAUUAUCUCAGUUGUGUCGUAGGGGAAUCUUUGUUUCACAAAAUGAGCUGUUUCGAAAAUCUAAUUUUUCAAUUUUUCUGUACAGUGUGCAAGUAAACAGAGUGGCGACCUACAAGGAACUGGACAGUUAUUUUCAGAAACAAUCAGCGCUCUUUAAUGUUAACUUACUUGUGAGUGUUUUUAAAUCAGGAAAGGUAGAAAAAUCCUGGUUGUUUGAGGAGAGGAAAUUUGAAUGUAGAGAAACUGAAACCCUGCAUCGUUUAAACUGAACACAGAGAAUCUUAGCAAUGCUUUUUCCACAACGGAAACACUUUCGAGUAAGAGUAACCGGGAAAUCGUCAGAUAUCUUAAUGGGCGCUUGUUGAACUAGUUUUUUCAAUUCCAAGCAGUCUUUUAGGUGCUAAUUUUUUGCACACGCAGGAAAAGGAGAGAAUUUUUCUUCAUGUUGGUCUCUGUUUUCUUCGUCAAGAGAGCUUAUCGGUAUUCAACCUUUAUUCCUUCGAGCAGUUUUCAAUGGGGUAUCGAUUAGACUGCUUUGUUUUGUUUCCGCUCUAUGAUUGGUCCAGAAAACUCGCGCUACCAUCUCAACCAAUCAGAUACAAACCUAACACCAAUCCCAACUUGGUCACCCGCGUUUUCCCGCCCCCGAGCAAGCUGCCUGUUUUUACUUUGAGUUCUCGUAAUGAUGUUAACCUUUAAUCCCUAAGAGUGACUUGCAUCUAAUUUCUCCUUACCACAUCAUCCCUGAAUCAAACAUAAAGGUCAGGAGAAUAAAGUAGCUGAUCACCGACUAAAGAAGCUCUUGAUUGUUAGACAAAUUCUCCAUGUCGGCAUCUAAGGUAAUGUUCAGAGAACAGUAUGGAGAAUAUGCAUACUGAUGUUAGGAUCUAAAGGGUUAACCUUGGUUAAGCUAUUUUCUGUUUUCACCUUGAAGGAUGGAGAAAUAGACCUCAAACUUCUGACGAACGUUUUGUCACCAGAAACGGAGGUAUUUGAGGUAGGGCACAAUAGCCAUGUUUUCACGCUGCUAGUUUAUAAUAAAGUGAACAGUGUGCGACCAAAAUACAAAUGAAUAAAGGGGGUAAGUUUCUAAAGAAACUGUGGUGCUGCGUCGGUGGGAGAGUAUAACAGGGUAAUUAAGUAUUAUCAAUUGAGUUGAUGACGUGAAUUGGCCACCGUGAAAAUUUUUAGAGCUGAACUUUCGAGCGUUAGCCCUUCGUUAGAGCGAGUGCUCGAAAUACUAAAUUAGCCUGCGACCAAAUUAGCUUGAGUAGAUAUUCUUUUAGAAUCCUACUAUCAUCUUAGUCAGCACAACGAUGCCGGUUGGGUUAAGGUUAAAUUGUGGAUUUUUUAUGUACAAGUGAGCUACGAUAGUGCAAGGUGCCCAUGUUUAAGCUGUGCUAGUGAAAUUAGGCAUUGUAGCUGAACAGGUACCGCGCUGGACUUGGAUGCGUAAGGCCUGGGUUAGAGGCCGAAGUGUGUAAGGUGCUUGAAAAUGUAUCGAUGCUGUUAGGAGAAAUUCAUUGAUUGGUCACACAUGGGAGUGAAAGGGUUCAACUGUUCUCUUUUUCAUUAUUUAAUCCCAUAGGAGGAUAAACAGUGGGACUGGGACCGACUAUUCACUGAAGUUGCGUCUGAGCUGCAAAGUGAGUGGAACACAGACAAAGUAACCGAGGAAGUUGAGGAAUCCUAGAGUAAAAAACGCACUGUAAAGCUUAACAUAAACAUUUUAACUUAUUGACGAUAAAGGAUGGCGUCGGACCAAGGAUUAUCCCACUUUAUGAAGGCAGCGCAGACGAACUCAGUAAUCAAGCAAAAUGUUCAGCCGUUUUGUUGCCAUCUUGCGUCGUUUCUCCAACUUAUUUGAAUUUUUCUUUCUUGUGCAUCGGUAUCUGUUACACAGUUUUUCGUUGGUUUGAUAUUUCGUCUUUGCAAAUAGUAGCGUAUACCAUCAGCACAUUGUACAUUGCUAACCUGGAGAUAAUUAUUUAAGUAUCUCAAAAUAAAAAAAAAAGUAGUAACUGUUAAGAUUGCAAAUUUUCCAGGAUAAUUGGAAAGUGGAUUGUUCCGAUUUAAUACCAAUGGGCAUCCGAAAUUCGUCUCGAAACCAUGAACUAGUUGUAACUGAUAAAAUGGUCUCAAUAUGUGGCAGCUCAAUGUCGUUCCCAGAGGUCACCCUUCCCUAAUCCCCU
Pocillopora meandrina is the source of this 8142-nucleotide messenger RNA. The record is from the annotation of a GenBank genome assembly. NCBI's taxonomy places the organism in Eukaryota, Metazoa, Cnidaria, Anthozoa, Scleractinia, Pocilloporidae.